GGAGGCUCAGUAUUCUCGGUGUUGGGUUCGGGUUUGGUUGGCUGGCGGGGUUGCUUCAGGGGUCUGCAGGCCCCACCGGGGACCGGCCCGGGGGGUGAGGACGAGCAACGGAAACUGAGAGCCCCGGUGGAAUGAGCGAUGAGAAGACUUCUCUGCUAUGAGGACCAGGAGGUGACGGGGAUGAGGUUGGCGAAGCCGGAGUGAGAUCGCCGUAUAUGACUCUGGAGUGACCAGUCCUCGGGUGUAAGCAUGCCGGAGAUGACCCAGAAUGCAAGUCCUAACAAAACCAAGCACAGGAAGAAAAACCGCGAGAGUCACAAUGAGGUGGAGAGACAUAGGAAGAAGAAAAUAAACUCUGGGAUUAAUCGGAUCGGGGACCUCAUCCCGUGCUCUCCAGCACUGAAGCAGAGCAAAAACAUGAUUCUGGAUCAGGCUUUCAAGUACAUCACAGAGCUGAAGCGGCAGAACGACGAGCUGCUACUCAACGGAGGGAAUAAGGAGCAAGCCAGCGAGAUCAAAAAACUCCGAAGAGAGUUGGCAGAGUUCCAAAAAGAAAAUGCUCGUUACAUAGAAUUAUUGAAGAGCCAUGACAUCUGCUUAUAUGAUGACCCGACGCUGAAUUGGAAAGGAAACUCAAGAAAUUCAAAGGCUCCGUUGAUCGCUCCGACUGAUCAAACCCCGAAACUUCCCCUCUGCCUAAACGGGAACCAGCAGCUGGGCUCUUCUAACCAGGGCACCACCGUGCACGGCAUCACCUUCAACGUAAGUCAGAACCUCCAGAAGCAAACGGCCAACGUCGUUCCAGUGCAAAGAACAUGCAACCUGGUGACGCCCAUCACCAUUGCUGGUGUGUACCCUUUGGACAAAACGUGGCAGCAGAAUUCAACGUCGUCCACCACCGCCGGUCAAGCUGAAUCAUCGAGUUUUCCUGUGACCAUAGCGCAGAGCACAGCAAUCCUGUCCAUGUGCAAAGAUGCUGUAAUCUCCUCGACCAGUUCUACAGUUACAUUUCCUGUGGCGGCUAUUACAGCGGGUCCGGUGACAUGUUCUUCGCAGCCGGUGGCACAAGAAGGUAUAGGUGUACAGUGUGGGCAGAGUGUGGACACCGUGCCCCAAAGCAAUCUUCCAUCACAAGUAUCGCAAGCCAAUGUGCCUGGAGUAAGUUUGCAGGUGUCUUCAGAUGCUCAUGAGAAGACGUCUGGAGCUUCUGGUUGUGUUCAACCUGGAAAGGAUGUUGGGAAGGAAAGUUUGCCCAUCGUUGAUAUCGGAUCCAACAUGGGGGUCUUCAUUCAUUCGAACGAAAUGAAUUCAUCUGGUUCUAGUGUGUCGGCGUUGCCCGCUCCUUCUCUGGACACCGUUACCUGGUCGCUGUCGUCUGUAUUGCCGGAUUUGAAAAGUGUUGGCAUGUCUCGAAUCCCAUCAGAUGGAAAUACUCAAACAACAUGGACAACCUUGCAGCUUACUGGAAACACCGUUCAGCCAUUGAGUCAGUCAUCCUCUGCCGUUAUUCCUAUACCGCUCACCGAACAGCCGGUGGCCCCCAAAGAUACCUUGAAUAACCGACCAGCUAUGGCUUGCGUCAACCUGAACAAUGUGGCAUCCUCAGAAGUCAAACCUGCGGAGCAAGUAAUGGUGAAAAUGCCCUCUUGUCAGCCUGUACAGGUCCAGUCACUCAUAAGCCAACCGCAGCCACAAAGCACAACCGGUAUCCUUCCGCUACAUCCACCUGUGCAAGUAAUUCAGGUGGCGCAGCCAUUCGGCACUGCAAUAAAUACAUCACCAGCCAGUCAGAACAUUAUAUUACUUCAACCACCAGCACCUACGCCUUGUCCGCCAGCUCCUAAACCAGCCGUGGGGCAGCAGAUCGUUAUAAUCCAAGCUACCCCUAACCAGAACACUCUCCCUAUUAUGACAGCCCAGCCUUCCCCUUCUGUGGUGAUGCCCAUCAAUGCAUCCAAUCCUGUCGUUUGCCCUUCAAACCCUGUACAAAGCACAGUAUUACCACAGACAUUUGGUGGAAAACACCUUGUGCAUAUAUUGCCCAGACCUAGCCCUAUCCAACAGUCUAGCACCACACAGCAAGUGUCUGUGUCCACAGCUGCACCCAACCAACAGCCGCCAACAAUUUCUCUCAAUGGACAGUUAUUUGCACUUCAGCCCAUGAACCCUUCGGCUGGAUCCUCCAACCAAACUCCUAUGCAAAUUAUCCAGCCGACUACUAGUGAAGAUCCUAAUACAAAUGUAGCUCUCAACGCCUUUGGUGCUUUGGCCAACCUCAGUCAGAACAUCUCUCACAUGGCUGGUCAGAAUUGCCUGCAGUUUACACUUAACCCUCCUGCACCGGCUACUUUAAGCUCCAGCACCGUACCCGUAAACUGUGUUUCAGUAUCUGGAACCAACUUAACGCCCCCUGUUGCUGAAACAUCUUCUGCUCCACCUGUUGUGUCUGUAACAACCAAGAGUUUAUCGGUAAAACCUGUAAAUUCCACGCCAGCCAGUGCAAAACCAAAAAAGACCAUCAAGAAACCCACGGGAAAGAAAGGAGCUUCUGCAAAAAAGGAUCCUGCUUCCACAGCUAAACCAGAUCCAUCAAAAACUCAGACCAAUAGCGAACCUCAAAAAGUCACCGUCUUGGCAACACCCUCAACUAUGGAAGAGAAAGCGGAUGCGGCAGAAAGUCAGUCCUCAGAAAAUGGGCUUAAUGGGAAAACUGAUGAAAGCAGAAAUUCUGCCUCAUUACAUGCAAACAUGGAAGGUAAUGCAGUGUCUGAACCAAGACAUGACAACCCAUUACCAACCCACUUUUCCAACCCUGCAGACACUGAUGUAGGUCAAGGCUCUUCUGUAACCCAGAGUCAGCACAGACAGUCUUCAGAACCAGAAUGUUUUAAGGGAACUGUAGAACCCAGCAAGGAGACUCUUCAAGCGGUGGUAGAGGUUCCUCAAGAAUUAACCACUGGUGGAAGUUCUGAAUCUGCCACAACUUUCAGACCUUGCCAAGGAGAACAUGACUCUCCGACAUUAACUGCUGCCGAUUUGUUGGAAGCACAGAUAUUGAGUGAUGACCCAGGUGGCAAAUCCUUCGCUUUAAAAGGAGACUCAAAAGGUCUUGACUGUCCUGAAACAUUAUUUAGAAAAGUGAAGGAAAAAGAACCUACAUCUACUGGUGAAACGAGGCCGGAACCAGUCAUUCCGAACCCCGCUGUUGUUCAUGUUGCCCCAAGUCAGACCAGUACCUCGGAACAAGACGUCAGCAGCUCAUCUGCUUCCAGUCGACAGACAGACUCACCGUUGUCCAAUAGUGCUGCUAGUAGUCGUAAUUUUUCAGUGGCCUCAAUGUUGCCAGAUACCAACAGGGAUGAAGUGGUCAGUGGGGCAUCACUAGGGCCACCAUUUAAUGUGUGUGGAUUUUCCGAGCAGAACGACAUAGUGGCAGUUGCUGCAAGAGCUAUUUUUGACCAAGAAAAUCUUUCGAAAAGAAUAUCAAGGGUGCAGGCAGAAGUUGUACAUUCGGUUCCCAGGAUUUCCGAAGCAGAAACCUUGACUCCAGACUGUCGACUCCCUUUCAAGCCCCCUUUGGCCAAAGAAAACAUUACUCAACUUCCACCUUCAUCCAAUUCCUUCAGUGCGCCACAUACUAACUCCCACCCUUGUGUCGAUCAUUUGGUAGAAAAAAGUCAUUGUUCAGUUGUGAAUUCCGCCAGUCUGUCCUUACAGAUUUCGACAUCUCAAUCUCAAAGUGUGACAAGCUUGAGCAUCAAUAAUUUAAUACACCCAGGGGGCAUUAACCAUUCUAUGAACUGUGCAAGUGUGUUACAGUCCUCUGAACACAUGUCUGCGCCCCCGUCCACUAAUCCUUCCGUGUCAUCCAGCACUUACGAAAGCCAGACCGAAGUGACGACUGUUCUGUCUGACUACUCUCAUGAACAGCUGCAUUCAAUGACUUCGGCUGUUAUGCAGGUAUCACAGGCGACAGUUCCCCUCCUAAAACAAACCCCCGAAGGCAGGAAAGAGGCAAACAAACGUUCGGCUCAUGAGGACGAGUUACUCUCUGCAGCCAAGAGGCAAAAACAUUGUCAAGCUCCUUUAAGACUUGAACGAUUGCAGCCUUCAGACAAUGUUGCAGAGCAGAAUGAAGUGUUGGUUAGCCACGUUGCGUCCAACUCUUCUUCAUCAUCGGUAUCAGUAGCCAGUAAUGUCCAAAGCCACAGCGAGGGGCUAUCCAAUCUUUUCACAUUAAAUAAUAACUUUGCGAACCAAACUCUAAGACAAACCGAUCUGCGGUGCAGUUCGCAACCUUCUAUAUCCGAACAGGGUCAGAUAGGGAACCAACACCUUCAGCCUUUGCAAUCGCACCAACAGCAGAUACCGCUUCAUAGUAACAACCCCUACUUAAAGCAGCAGCAACAAGCAGGACAUUUGCGUGACCAUCAUCACUUGUAUCAGCAGCAGCAACAUGUUCCACACGUGGACCGCUCCAUCCGCUCUCAGUCUCAUAACAUUCAGCAUCAGCGAAUGAUACAGCAGGAUGUUCAGAUGCAGAAGAAACAGAAUCCUGUGCAAGGUGCUCAGGCAGCACGGCUGUCUCUACAACAGAAACACCUCACAGAGCAAAAUCAGCAUAAGAGAGGUCAACCUCAUCAUCAACAGAUCCAACAGCAGCAGAUCCCCUCUCAUUUUGGUAGUGCUCAAGUGGAGAAGACGUGUGAGAACAAUGCACCGUCCCGGGGUCUUCAUGUAACCCACACACACAGCCAUGUGAGUCAGGAUGUACUUCAUCAACAUCAACAGGACAUAAGCCGCUCACAAGGAUCCAUCGUGUCCUCGGAGCACUUAUUAGGUCACAGCCAAGUCCAAAGACUUAUGACCUCAAGAAGUUUGGAGCAGCAGAUGGCUUCCCAAGCUAGCAUUGUCUCUCGGCCUACAAAUAUUACGUGCGCUCCACACAGGCAGGAAAGGAACAGAGUUUCCAGUUACUCUGCUGAGGCGCUGAUAGGCAAGAGCACUUCAAAUACAGAACAGAGAAUCGGGGUGUCCAUCCAAGCUUCAAGGGUAUCGGAGCAGAUAGAAAUGCGGAAGUAUCUGGAUGUGUCCAGGAACAAAGUUAUACCAACCCAUAACCUUCAGGGCCACAUGUCUAUCGAGCAUACCAUCAAUUCAGAGAAUCAGAGGCUUCCUGACUGUCAGACCUUCAAACCCGGAGGCUUGAAUCAGCAGCAACCAGCUUCCUUUGAAGUUCAGACCUCUAGAAACAAUGAAGGUGGCACCAGUGCCAAUAUGAGAGGAUUGCAGUCACAGACCUAUAGAAUCAGCCAGAAUCCUAAUUCAGCAAUGGAUCGACAAAAGCACCUUCCCUACCAGACUGCCCAAGAACUGCCCAUCGCAAAUACCCUUCCCAUUCGAGAAAAUGAGAAUUCUUGCCACCAGAGCUUUAUGCAGAGUUUGUUAGCGCCUCAUAUUGGAGAACAGGUUGGGGCAAGUCAGAGGUCAAUAUCUAGUCAUCAAAGGACGCAGUACAACUCCUCCUCCAGCAUGGAGUUCAGUUGCCCACCACCUCGCGAGUCUCUGCACCUCCGGAGAGGGAGUGAAGGACAGAACCGGGAAAGCUGUGAUUUGGUAAUGGGACAAGUGAACUCAAGGAACAAUUCUUUAAAUAUUCCCUUCUCCAGCUCUUCUUCCUCUGGCGACAUCCAGGGCAGGAAUACGAGUCCUCACAACUCCAUGCAAAAGUCUAAUUCUGUACGGCCACCUGAUGGACAGGCUAAGAACCAACUGAAUAUCCAAGUUUCCAUUAACAUGCAUGGUGUGGUCCAUCCACCCAUCCCUCAUCAGUCUGUUUCCCAUGGAAAUGGAGAUCAGAGGCAAACAGUGAGGCAAACGAAUCCCCCGGUAGCACAGAGUUCUAGACAUCCUCUACAAGAGGAACCCAACUCCAAAUCCCGCCAGCCUGAAAGAAACCGAUCGGCAAACCAAAGACACAGCAAUAUGUUUGAUUCUACUCUGCCUCAUCUCCCUCUAGCGGGCCCCGGUAGCAUGAUUCUUGGUCGUCAACAGCCCGUUUCAGAAAAGAGGGCUGGUAUUGUUCGGUUUAUGGCUGAUGGCCCUCAGGUGUCUGCUGACAAUCCAGUUUCUGACCAACAUACACUUACCCAGAACUUUGGUUUUCCAUUCAUCCCAGAAGGUUCAAUGAACCCACCAAUUAACGCAAAUGCGUCUUUCAUUCCUCCUGUUACACAGGCGACGGCCACACGGACAUCUGCCCUAAUCCCUGUAGAUCCACAGAACACAUUGCCUUCGUUUUACCCUCCAUAUUCACCAGCUCAUCCAAGUUUGUCCAAUGACCUCACCCUGCCCUACUUCUCCAACCAGAUGUUUCCUAAUCCCAGCACAGAAAAACCCAACAGCAAUAGAUUUGGCUCCAUAUUGUCACCACCAAGGCCUGUUGGCUUCUCCCAAACCACAUUCCCUCUGCUCCCUGAAAUGCCCCCAAUGCACAUGGCUAACCCCUCACACCUGUCCAACUUCAACUUGACCUCCCUCUUUCCAGAAAUCGCCACAGCUCUCCCUGCAGACGGCUCAGCAGUGUCGCCCUUACUUUCCAUAUCGCACUCUUCUGCUUCUGACUCUUCCAAGCAGACAUCAAAUCGGCCGGCACACAACAUAAGCCAUAUAUUGGGUCAUGACUCCAGUUCGGCAGUGUGACCUUACUCCUGGAUGGGUUCCUGUACACCUCUCCCUUAGGCCUCAUGCACACGAUUAUUGUACUGUGUUUUGCACUUCGCAAAACAGAGAUACCAGCCGUGUGCGUUCCGCAUUUUGCAGAACGGAACGUCCUGCCCUUUGAUAGAAAUGCCUGUUUUUGUCCACAAAACAGACAAGAAUAGGACAUUCUAUUUUUUUUUUUUUUUUGCGUGGCUACAGAACGAAGCAACGGAUGCAGACAGUACACGGUGUGCUGUCUGCAUCUUUAGCGGCCCCAUUGAAGUGAGUGGGUCUGCAUCCAAGCCGCAAAAAAUGCGGUCGUGUGCAUGAGGCCUUUUAUGACAUAACGUGAAUUGUUCCUGUUCCGUUUCAUGUUUUUUUCUUUUUUGUACGUUUAUGUAUCUGUUCAUUGCCUUCCAUCCACAUAUCGGUAAUUCUGUUUCCCUUAAACUCAAAGCAACAUUUUUCUCCAAGUUCCAGACGUUCGACUAGUUUAACCCAUAAGUGUUCCAGUUUUGUCCGACACCCUCUGCAGUUGGAGGAGCGCCCUACAGUAAGAUGUUCCAUCGUCCUCUCUCGGCUGACGGACAGUAUUUAGAUUUCUCGUUUUCUUUAUGUGUUGCUGUUGCUUUUCUUAAUUGUCAAAAAUUAAUUUUUUACCAUUUUUCUAAAGUAUCUAUUUGUAUCAAAAGAAGGAAAAAACUAUCAUGGGUAUAAAAAUCUUUUGGAAAUUGCGAGAAUAUUUUUUUCUUUGGCAUAAAUACUUUUUGAACUGCUGGGUCAUAGUGAGAAAAUUUGUAGUUUAUUCCUUACUGCUCUCGGCAAAAAAUGUGACCUCAUCCUCCAUAAAGACGUCUGGCCUAGCUGUGGGCAGACACGUUUGCUCUGGCUGAGAAGUCUGAAAUUGUUUUAUCCCCCUCCCCGAUGUGAAGCUGGUUUUGAGAGUGUUUGUUUUCCCCUACAAUGAAACCACAUUAUACAUAAGUAGGGUCUAUGGUUGGGCUCUUACCAUUUUUGAGUUUGCAGUACCUACUUUCCACCUACUGGUGGCACUAUAACAUCCAUUUCCAGCUGCUACUUACAGCAAUGUAAGCAUUAGUAAUCAGAUUUUAGGUGCAAUGGAUCCAUUAGUAAUCAGAUUUUAGGUGCAAUGGAUCCAUUAGUAAUCAGAUUUUAGGGGUCAACAUUAAUUGUACUUUUCUUAAAACAAUGAAAUCUUCUGCCCAGCACAGUGUAUGGUCCAUUGAAACGGUAUUAAAGGGGAUUCCUACCUUAACUAGAUAAUUUGUUUCCAGUGCUCUUCUCUGGUCUAACCCACAUGACAUAAAGACUCAGGUGAGAAGUAGUAAAAUAUAUGGAUCUGAUGGAGGUUGUGGUCUAGUUUCAGUUCAAGUCCGAUGUCAGGGGCCUUCAAUUCUGUAUAUAGAAUAGCAUGGGAAGAGGAAACGGCCGCCGCGCUGUUCGACUGGUGUGCCCAGGUGAUGAUCUCGGCGCCAGAUUUAAACCCAAUCUUACCUGUCGGGUCAUGACGCAGUUAACGCCCAGCCAUAUGAUGGGAUAUGGUAGAUGAUUUGCGCUCCAUAGUAACCCCGAAGCCUCUACAGCCCCCACAUUUCAUUGUAUAUAUUAUACUGUAUAUAUGUAGAUUCCACGGAGCUCGCCCCCCGCGUCUCCACUGUACAUGUUGUGUAUAGUUCUUUAUACUUUUGGAAAUUCUAAGACGACGGCCCCCAUUCGGGUUUCGGACCUUUUUUCUGUUAUGUGGGGGAGGGGCGCUAUAUUUGAUUUUCUAUCGCUGCUUUUGUACUUACAGAUCUCAUGGUACGCUUUGAUUUCCAAUGAGUUCUAUUUACUGUAAGACCGGUUGUAAUAAUUCUUUGUAAAGAGCUGAACAUAUUUUAUUAGUAAAAUAAAAGUUCUC
Messenger RNA from Bufo bufo (common toad), 8623 nucleotides. RefSeq names its product upstream transcription factor family member 3 (gene USF3). The record is from RefSeq and is a predicted model, not a curated record. The transcript is spliced from 7 exons. The coding region runs from base 250 to 6702 and encodes 2150 amino acids. NCBI's taxonomy places the organism in Eukaryota, Metazoa, Chordata, Amphibia, Anura, Bufonidae. Gene Ontology annotation, molecular function: protein dimerization activity.